This is a messenger RNA of Aplysia californica (California sea hare), 2558 nucleotides long. Its product is annotated as transmembrane protein 169. The record is from RefSeq and is a predicted model, not a curated record. The transcript is spliced from 2 exons. Bases 958 to 1806 code for a protein of 282 amino acids. NCBI's taxonomy places the organism in Eukaryota, Metazoa, Mollusca, Gastropoda, Aplysiida, Aplysiidae.
GUACUUUAACAGCUGUGCGUGUUUGACAUUGUCUAUUAUUAAUUUUACCCACAGGAAGUCGAGUUGUUAUUGCUACGUAUAGCUCUUCUACGAAAUAAAAAUAGGAAAAGUGUUUCACAAAAAUCUUGUAAACGAGAGUUACUUCCCGUGAACGUUUCCCUCGAACUGUAGGCCUACUAUUCUAUUCUCUGCUGUUGUUUUGUGUUGGCCCAGGCGAGAUCUAGGCUGGACUUCCUUGAUCGUUUUCUUUUUUAUAGUUUUUUUUUUGUUUGUCAAUACUUGAUUUCGCCUUCUUGUGUUUCCCGUGAGGCUUUCAUCAUAAUUGAAUAAUAUCAAGAUUCUAGAUCUAGAAUUUUCUUCUUCUCCUUUCUUUGGCUUGAAACUUGUGUGCCAGAGUGAAAAUUGAUAAUAAUGUGCAGCGAGUAUUCACUUGACUUGUCUGUCAGUGUCUCGGGUCACCUGGGGUCAGUGUCACUUCGACUGAUACUAACUUGAUACUGAUGAUCUGUGACAAACUACACGCUCCCUUGACUCACAAGUACUCUGGUGAUAAUGAUAUUAUAAAAUCCCUCAUACGGUCAUACACGCCUACCCGAUUAUAUUAUAUUAUUUUAUUAUCAAAGACCUCCCUCUCUGUCGAAGUCAAGACUUUAUUAAGAACUGGAAUUAGAAUUCUAGAUUAGAUUAGAUCUAGAAUCUCGAUCUCGAUCUAGAAUCUAGUCUAGAUCUAUAUGUUGGUCCAUAGUCCAUGUCUUUUAAGUCUUAAGACUAGAUAGAAUCUAGAUCUAUACGGUGACAGUGUUUUAUAUUUAAAAAGUAAAAGUAAAAACUUAAAAUAGGUCCUGACUUAGACAAGUUGUGUUUAACUGGACAAGGACUGUUGUUCUCAUCACUUGAGACUGAGACUAAGACCUUAUAAGCUGUCACUUGCAGAGCCUUAUUUUUUAAAAUAUAGAAAUGGCUGAAGCUCUGAAAGAGAGAGAGGUUGAGUUAGUUGUACUUUCAGAACAAACUGAACCUCUGCUCGUACCAUCUCAAUCCGAAACUGCAAAUCAGCAAAACCAAAAUGGAGCAACUGCUAAUACCCAAAGUGCAAACAAUUCUUUGGACCAGGGUGAAGAGGAAGAUCAUGUUUUCUCAAAUCCACAAGGAGGAGCAUCCAAUAUACCUUCUUCACCAACAAACAAAGGUGACGGACCAUCACCGUCUCAUACUUUUGAAUUUCUAACAAGUGGAGGCAUUCCUAAAAAUCGCAAACGGCCUGGUUCGACAAGUGACAGUCAGAGAGUGACAAUGACUGGCAUGGUGACCAGAGGCAGCAGUGUUGGCCAGCCAGUUGAGGUUCAGAUGGAGCUUACAGAGACCGAAUUUCUUCGCUUGACGUCCCGAGAAUCACACCCAAAGCCGAAAGGAACACGAGGAUGUGACCGCUACCAGGGUGUGCAUAUCAUCUUGUGGUCAGUUCUGUGUAUGCCAGUUGCCAUGGUGAUAUCGCUGUGCAUGUCCUUCUACAAUGGUGCUAUGACCUGGUAUAACCUCAUCAUCUACUUCAGUGAGGAAAAGUCGUGGGUUCACAAACUCACCCUUUGUCCAAUCCUCAUUCUUUCUUUUCCUCUCACUGUCGGCUUGUCGUCUGUCGCUAUCUCACUGGUUGCCAUGGUGAUGCAGAUCUCAUGGUCGUGGCGGGUUUGGUGGGCUGAGUUUUGUGACGGGGAGAAAGGUUUCUAUGGUUGGUUCUGUAGCAAGAUAGGACUCCCCAACUGCUCCCCGUACGAGGUGGUGGUGUUAGAUGACGCGCCGUUGUAAUCCCAGAUCCGUGUCAAACCCCCCAACUGUUCUGUCGACCAGGUGAUGAUGUUAUAUAUGAUACACCGAAUUGUAAGUCUAGAACACAGGAUAAUGUAACAUGAUGCAAUAGUAAUAUCCUAGAACAAUAUCAAGACUCUCCAACUGCUCUUCCAAUCAGGUUGUGGUAUUAGAUGACGCACCUAUAUAUAAUAUAUGUCUAUAGCAUGGGGUGGUGUAACAUGAUGCAGCGAUGUAAUCCCCAAUCCAUAUGUGAGGCAGGCAGCGUGGUGAAAUUAGAUGCUCGUCAAUAUAAACACGGGAGUCGCCACUGCUCGAAAAAUGAGCAACGCUUCUGUCGCAAAUUCUUGUUAAUGUCCUUUGUUACUUAAGUAAACAGAACUUUGAUCAGUCACCUCACAUACGAUUUGUGGGUAUGAGUUGUGGGCGGGGCUUAUAGGUGACGUAUCAAGCGCUUCCCUCACCAGCAGUUGAAAAUUUAUUGUUACCAUUGGUUGACUUGGGUUAGCAUUCAUUGGACGGAAUAACAAUAAUACCAGGUGAAUGGAAUAUGACAAAGCGUCGGGUGAUGCGAGACCACGCUUUUCUGUCUUAAGCCAGUAAAAUUGAAUGUGGGUUUAUAAAGUAAGGUGGCCGCGUCUGCGUUGGACAGGUGACUGUUGUACACAAUUAAGUUAUGUAGAACACGCAAGGGGGGGGAAUGGAAAGUGGCCGUUUGUACAGUUGGCCGUAUUAUACAGGUGGCCAGUUGU